AUGAUGAUGGGACAGGAUGAAAGCUCAGUCCGUGUGGCUCUGAGGAUUCGUCCUCAGCUGGCCCGCGAGAAGAUCGAAGGAUGUCACAUCUGUACGUAUGUGAUGCCCGGGGAGCCUCAGGUGAUCCUGGGCAAAGACAAGUCCUUCACCUACGACUACGUGUUCGACAUGGACUCCCAGCAGGACAGCAUCUUCUCCACCUGCACGGAGAAGCUGAUCGACGGCUGCUUCGAGGGCUACAACGCCACCGUCUUCGCAUACGGACAGACGGGUUCGGGGAAGACCUACACCAUGGGAACGGGCUUUGACGUCAACAUCUCAGACGACGAGCUGGGUAUCAUUCCUCGUGCCGUCCACCAUCUCUUCAAGGGCAUCGAGGAGCGCAGACAGGCCGCUCAGGAGCAGGGACGGCCUGUACCUGAGUUUAAAAUCAACGCCCAGUUCCUCGAGCUUUACAAUGAGGAAGUUCUGGACCUGUUCGACUCCGUAAGAGACAUGAAGCAGAAAUCUCACAUCAAGAUUCACGAGGACGCCAACGGAGGAAUCUACACAGUGGGAGUGACCACACGGACCGUUUCCUCUGAGGCAGAGAUGAUGCAGUGCCUGAAGCUGGGAGCUCUGUCUCGCACCACAGCCAGCACUCAGAUGAACGUCCAGAGUUCUCGAUCCCACGCCAUCUUCACCAUCCACCUGUGCCAAGUCCGCGUCUGUGCCUCCGACAAUCAAGACAAUGAGACUGAUAACAGAGUGUCCAACGGCAACUCUGAGAUGGACGAGUACGAGACGCUGUCAGCCAAGUUUCACUUUGUUGACCUCGCCGGUUCAGAGAGGCUGAAGAGAACCGGAGCGACGGGUGAUCGAGCCAAAGAGGGCAUCUCCAUCAACUGUGGACUGCUCGCUCUGGGGAAUGUAAUCAGUGCUUUGGGCGACCGGAGCAAACGCUCCUCACACGUGCCUUACAGAGACUCCAAACUCACCCGACUUCUACAGGACUCUUUAGGAGGAAACAGCCAAACAGUGAUGAUCGCAUGCAUCAGCCCGUCUGACCGUGACUUCAUGGAGACGCUGAACACGCUGAAGUACGCCAACAGAGCCAGGAACAUCAAGAACAAGGUGAUGGUGAACCAGGACAAGGCCAGCCAGCAGAUCAGCGCUCUCAGGACGGAGAUAGCUCGACUGCAGAUAGAGCUGAUGGAGUACAAGUCGGGUAAACGCUUGGCGGGCGAGGACGGCAUGGAGAGCUUCAGCGACAUGUUCCAUGAGAAUGCAAUCCUGCAGACGGAGAACAGCAACCUGAGAGUGAGGGUGAAGGCCAUGCAGGAGACCAUCGAUGCCCAGAGAGGGCGGCUCACCCAGCUGAUCAGUGACCAAGCAAACCAGGCUCUCGCCAGGGCAGGUGAAGGAGGCACUGAGGAGAUUGGCAACAUGAUUCAGGGUUACAUCAAAGAGAUUGAAGAGCUCAGAGCCAAACUCUUAGAGAGCGAGGCUGUGAAUGAGAACCUGAGGAAGAAUUUGUCCCGUGCCUCCAACCGUCAGUCGUUCUACGGAGGGCCCGGAUCUUUCUCCACGCCGCUGCUGGCCCCCGAGAAGGAGACUUCUGACAUCAUCGAGCUCGCCAAGAAAGACCUGGAGAAACUGAAGAAGCGAGAAAAAAAGAAAAAGAAAAGACUCCAGCUGCUGUUGGAUGAGAGAGAGAGGGAGCAAAGGGAGGAGGUGGUGGAAGAGGUUGAGGACGCCAGCGCCAACAAGGAGGAAGUUCCUGACAACGACCAAGAGAAGGGAACCGAGAAGGAAAUGGCCGAGAGAGUCAUCGAGGAGGCAGAAAUGGAGGUCCAAGAAGGCAGCGACCACGAGGAGGCAGAAGAAGAUGACGAGGAGGACGAAGAGGAGAUGGAUGUAGAGGAGAGCUCUGAUGAUUCUGACUCUGAGUCGGAUGAAAAAGAGAACUUCCAGGCAGAUCUGGCCAACAUCACCUGCGAGAUCGCCAUCAAGCAGAAGCUGAUCGACGAGCUGGAGAACAGCCAGCGGCGUCUGCACACGCUCAAACAGCAGUACGAGCAGAAGCUGAUGAUGCUGCAGUGCAAGAUCAGGGACACCCAGCUGGAGAGGGACCGCGUGCUCCAUAACAUGACUUCAGUGGAAACCGGCACGGAGGACAAGGCUCGCAAGAUCAAGGCUGAAUAUGAGAAGAAGCUGGGCCUCAUGAACAAGGAGCUUCAGAAGCUGCAGUCUGCUCAGAAGGAGCACGCCCGCCUGCUGAAGAACCAAUCACAGUACGAGAAACAGCUGAAAAAGCUUCAGCUGGAUGUGGCGGAAAUGAAAAAAACCAAGGUUCGUCUCAUGAAGCAGAUGAAGGAGCAGCAGGAGAAGAACAGGAUGAACGAGUCUCGCAGAAACCGAGAAAUUGCGACUUUGAAGAAAGACCAGCGCAAGCAAGAGCAUCAACUGAGGCUACUGGAGGCUCAGAAAAGACAGCAGGAGCUUAUUCUGAGGAGAAAGACGGAGGAGGUGACAGCUCUAAGGAGGCAGGCCAGACCCACCUCAGGGAAGAUCAUCAGGAAACUCCCAGAACUGAGCCAGGACUCCUCUCACCGCCCUCCCUCUGGGCGCCUGUACUCCUCCGGCAACGCCGCUCCUAACGGCACUCGGUCUUCCUACAGGCGUACAGUAGGUAUUUACUCCACCAGGAUCGCCCGUAAUAAAUGGUCGUCUCUUGAGCGACGGAUAAGCGACGUCAUCAUGCAGAGGAUGACCAUCUCCAACAUGGAGGCCGACAUGAACCGCCUCCUCAAGCAACGGGAGGAGUUGACUAAGCGUAAGGAGAAGGUCAUCAGGAAGAGAGGCCGGCUGGACAUAGAAGGACCAGAAUUGGAGAAGGCGAUGCUUCCCCUGAACGAGGAAGUGGAUGCAUUAACCGCUAACAUUGACUACAUUAACGACAGCAUCGCAGACUGUCAGGCCAACAUCAUGCAGAUGGAGGAGGCAAAGGAGGACGGAGACACAGUGGACGUCUCUGCUGUGAUUACUUCCUGCACGCUGGCAGAAGCUCGUUUCCUGCUGGAUCACUUCAUGUCAAUGGCUAUAAACAAGGGUCUGCAGGCGGCCCAGAAGGAGUCUCAGGUGAAGGUGAUGGAGGGCAGGCUGAAGCAGACGGAGAUCACCAGCGCCACACAGAACCAGCUGCUCUUUCACAUGCUGAAGGAGAAGGCCGAGUUCAACCCGGAGCUGGACGCGCUGCUGGGAAACGCUCUGCAAGAGCUAGGUAACAUCCCGGCUGAAAACGGGGAUGAUAGCAGCAGUGAUGAGUCAGCCCAGAGCCCUUCUGCAGAGGGAAGCACCUUGACAUCAGAUCUUAUGAAACUUUGUGGAGACACCAAAACAAGAAAUAAGGCUCGUAGGAGGACCACCACUCAGAUGGAGCUACUGUAUGCAAGCAGUGACUCCGCCCCCGACGCGCCCACCGCAGACUUCUCCGGUCCGAUGUUACCGUUAGCUGAAACGCCAGAUGGAGGAGGAGACACGGAAUCAUCAGGCUCAGCAGUCAGGGACUACACCGCUCUCUCUCCCGGCUUUUCCUCUAAAAUGGGCAGCAUUUCUGGCCCCAGAACUCCGUCAGGGGUGGAAAAGCGAGCGCCGGAGCCUUCCCCGCUCUCUCGCAGGAAGACGUAUGACAAGGCACAACAAGCAGCCGACAGGGCAAAGGUCAAGGAGAUUAAACAGGGCAUCAUUAACCCGGUGCCAUCAACUAAGAGCAGUCGCUCAUCAACGUUGCAGUGCGCCCAUGUGGCGGAAGGUCACAGUAAAGCUGUUCUCUGUGUCGACUGCACUGAUGACCUUCUCUUUACCGGAUCCAAAGACCGGACCUGUAAGGUGUGGAACCUGGUGACGGGUCAGGAGAUAAUGUCCCUGGCAGGUCAUCCCAACAACGUGGUGUCAGUCCGCUACAGCUCAAGUUUGGUCUUCACCAUCUCCACCUCCUACAUUAAAGUCUGGGACAUCCGCGACUCGGCCAAGUGCAUCCGAACACUAUCGUCCUCUGGUCAGGUUAGUGUCGGCGACAUCUGUGCGUCUACCACCAGCCGGACGGUCACCAUCCCUGCAGGAGAGAACCAGAUCAACCAGAUCGCUCUCAACCCCAACGGGACGGUCCUAUACGCUGCUGCCGGAAACUCAGUCAGAGUCUGGGAUCUGCGAAGAUUUGCAUCCACUGGGAAACUUACUGGUCACCUCGGCCCAGUAAUGUGUUUGACUGUGGAUAAGUCCGGAAAGAACCAAGACCUCGUGAUCACUGGGUCCAAAGACCACUACAUCAAGCUGUUCGAUGUGACUGAAGGCUCUCUGGGAAGCAUCAGCCCAACACACAACUUUGAACCUCCGCAUUACGACGGCAUCGAGUCACUGGUGGUCCAGGGGGACAUGCUCUUCAGCGGCUCCCGAGACAACGGCAUCAAAAAGUGGGACCUGAACCGCAAAGACCUGCUGCAGCAAGUCCCGAACGCCCACCGGGACUGGGUGUGCGCGCUGGGCGUGGUCCCCGGCACCUCGGCUCUGCUGAGCGGCUGCAGAGGCGGGGUGCUCAAGCUUUGGCACACGGACACUCUGGGGACCAUCGGGGAGCUCAAAGGUCACGACAGCCCCAUCAACGCCAUUUCUUGCAACAGCAGCCACAUGUUCACUGCCUCCGAUGACCGCACAGUGAAGAUCUGGCGUGUGCGCGGUGGACUGGACAGCACCUCAGAGACGGUCGACAAUGCGGACGAGGUGGCCAGUAACUGAACGCAGCGCCUCCUGCUGGUUUAAUCUCUGGAAGCAACACUAACGGCAUCUUCUGAUGCUGCUGCCCUGCACUUUGACCCCCUAACUUAUCCAGCCCAGCGCUCUCACACUCACACACACACACACACACACAC
Molecule: messenger RNA, 4910 nt
Organism: Scomber scombrus (Atlantic mackerel)
Lineage: Eukaryota; Metazoa; Chordata; Actinopteri; Scombriformes; Scombridae
Gene: kif21a
Product: kinesin family member 21A
Exons: 35
Coding region: 1-4776 (1591 amino acids)
Biological process (GO): mitotic spindle organization; microtubule-based movement
Molecular function (GO): microtubule binding; microtubule motor activity; ATP binding
Source: RefSeq, a predicted model, not a curated record